Molecule: messenger RNA, 1379 nt
Organism: Chlamydomonas reinhardtii
Lineage: Eukaryota; Viridiplantae; Chlorophyta; Chlorophyceae; Chlamydomonadales; Chlamydomonadaceae
Exons: 6
Coding region: 59-1270 (403 amino acids)
Cellular component (GO): mitochondrion
Source: RefSeq, a predicted model, not a curated record
CUGCAAUCAGCCUGAAUGCGUUCAUACUUACAUCUUAAUUAAUUCAUGAGCAUAAAUCAUGGCGCAAAUACAGCGCGCCGCGAGCGCUGCACUGCGCGCUGCGGUGUUGAAGCUUGCGCAACACCAAGAAUCGCCAUCCCUCAUUUGCAAGCCAUGUGCCUCCUACACAGCCAUAGAAGCUCUGCAUGCAACCUGCAGCACCAGCCAGGAAUGCAGCGUGUCAACCCCGUCGGCGCACCCCGCCUCAGCACGCCGCAGCUUGCCCCCCGCGCAAUCGCUACUGUCGCUCGGGGGCACCAGCCUGCUAUCACAGCAGCAGCUGCGCUGCAUGUCUUCUUCAGGAACUAGCAGUAGCAGUAGCAACGCUGGGAGCAGCACCGCCACUGGCAGUAGCGUUAUCAGCGGCACGGACACAGGCGGCGGCGGCGGCGGCAAGGGCGCGGCGGCAGACGCCGCGUCCAGCCUGUUAGGCGGCCUGAAGCUGCAGGCGCCCUCCAACCCCUUCGCGCGCCGCCCGCCGCGGCCCUCUGUGCCCAAGCUGGUGCUGUACCGCGGGCGCGGCAUGCUGCUGUGGCGCUUCCUGGUGCGCGCCAAGGUGUUUCAGUUCAUGGGCAUCCUGGCGGCGGCGGUGUUCGCGUCCGUGGUGCUUACAACGAGCAACCCCAACCCCAUGGACCUGGCGGCGGUGGGCGCCCUGGCGGUGGGCUGUGUGGUCACGUCGUACUGCAUCUGGUACUACAGCGGGCGCUAUGUGGGUGAGAUGAGCCUGCUGCUGCCGGAGCGGCGGGUGGUGCGCUUCAGUGUGCUGGACUUCUGGGGCAACAGGGAGGACAACGACGUGCCUCUAGAGCGGCUGGUGCCGCCCUGGCGACAGCGCUCGGUGGCGGAGGUGCGGGGGCAGGCGCGGCAGGCGCUGAUGCCGGUGUCUGUGCAGGGCGACCGCGAGUACUACAUCUCCGUGCCGCACGGCCACGUGCUGCAGAAGGAGCUGCUACAGAAGCUUCUCUACGGGGCGCCACUGGAAGGGGAGGCGGCCACAACCGGCGGCAGCGGUGGCGAGGGGACGGCCAGCAGCGCUAGCGGGAGCAGUGGCGGCGAGAGCGGGACCGGCAGUAGCGGUGGAGGCGGGGAGUUGGCGGGGACGCCGGUCGGGGGCCAGGGCGCGCAGGCGGACGCAGGGGUUGCAGCAGCCGAUGGGGCUGGGGCAGUGCCAGGGAGCGGGAAAGCUGCAAGCACGGAGCCCGCAGCUAGCAAGGGGAGAGCGGCGUAGGACCAGCGAGUCCGGCGGGGGCGACACCGAACGCUGGUGGGCGGGGGUGUCAUUGUGCUCGAGAGCGUGUGUCACUGAGCAUGGGAUUGGAUUGGUGCGAACGCGCAGG